GCGAAGCCCUUAACCCUAAAAUCCCUCCCAAUCUCUGCUGUGCAAAGGACCUUUUCUCGCCAAAUAGUAUCCCCUCAACGGCGAUAUGCCAAUCUGUGUGGCCGGUCAAUCGGUGGUGCUCGAUAAGGACGGCGAGUGGAAGGUGCUCGAUAAGGACGGCGGGUUGAAGGAGCUAGAGAUGGUACCCCAUGACCGCGAUACGUCAGUUUGGAAGCCAACGGUUAACAAGUCUAAAGAACCAAAGAGUGCAGAACAAAGAAGGUUUGAAGAACUUAUGGCUUAUUCUGCUAGCCGCGCAUCACCAAAUGUUGACUUUUUGAAGGAGCCGGACCCUCCUAUUCCUGCUGGUGAAUGUAGGUAUUGUUUAAAGGUGGAUGAUCACGUGACACAACUGUGCCCCUACAAGUAUGAUGUCCCAAAGAAUGCAAUUCUUGGCAAGGGUUGUACUGUUGUUUGUACUGUCUGCGGAUGUAGGUUUAGAGACUCAUGUUGUGCCAAAUGCGGCCGAACCCGUGGACGUGCAAUCCUCAUGGAUUGUAGAAUUUGUGGGAAGUCAUAUGACCACUGGUCUGAUACGUGCCCGAAACGCGAUUUGACUUCUCCUUUUACUUGCGACCCGUAUACUGGUUAUUUUUCUUUCAAGCCUUGUCCUCCAAAAGAGUAGAGAAUAGAGAAUUAAUUGUACUCUAGAGUUAAAGCAAAAGAGAAAGGAGUGCUUUCUUAUGUCGUUUGCCAAAAAUGGGGCAUGUUUUUGUUUAGCCAUGCAUCCUAUCAUUUAGAUGCCUACAUCUUGUAUUGUUUUCAUCGCAAAUGAAUUGCAAUUUGCAGCAA
Messenger RNA from Prunus avium (sweet cherry), 831 nucleotides. RefSeq lists its product as uncharacterized. The record is from RefSeq and is a predicted model, not a curated record. Lineage: Eukaryota; Viridiplantae; Streptophyta; Magnoliopsida; Rosales; Rosaceae.